CCUGGCCUUACAAUCAACUUCGGGCGCACCACGAGAUCCUCCAGGUGCGUUCUGUGUGGCUGCCAGUCUUGUGAUUGACACUUCCAGUGACCUUUUCUUACUUCUUUGCACAUGAACUUUCGGUCUCCUUACAGCCGAUCGGCCCUGCGUUAAGCUUCCUAAGUCUCUCCUUAACAUCACGACCGUUUUCGCAUACUCGUCACUCCCAGCGAUACUCUUCCGCUUGUUGGAGCUCUCUUAGAUUCUAGAACGACAAUACCUUGCCUUAGGAACUGUUCCUGGGAAUCUGGAUAACUCUCCGACGGCGUUCUCACACCAUGGCGACCAAUGGCCAUUUUGCCCCCAUUGGCAGCGACAGCAGCGAUAAGACGACAUAUGAGCAUGGUGUCCAAGUAAUCGACGAGAAUAAAGAAUUCAAUACGAACCUGACCAAGUAUCUAACCUUCGAAAAUGUCACCCCUGCAGGUUUCAACUACCAUCUUAUCUCGGUCUUUGGAUCUCAAUCGACAGGGAAGUCUACCCUUCUCAACCACCUCUUCGGUACCCACUUCUCCGUCAUGGCCGAAACGGAACGACGUCAGACCACCAAGGGUAUUUGGCUAUCAAAGAAUAAAAACGGAGACGGCAAGUCGAUGGCCGAUAACAUCUUGGUGAUGGAUGUGGAGGGUACCGAUGGACGCGAGCGGGGUGAAGACCAGGACUUCGAGCGCAAGAGCGCUCUCUUUGCGCUCGCGACUAGUGAGGUUCUGAUUGUUAACAUCUGGGAGCACCAAGUUGGUCUAUACCAAGGAGCUAACAUGGGCUUACUCAAAACGGUCUUCGAGGUUAACUUACAGUUGUUCUUGAAGGAUAAGAACACCACUCAUCGUUCCCUUCUUUUCUUCGUAAUCCGUGAUUUUGUUGGCACUACACCGCUCAAGGCUUUGCAGAAGACACUGAUGGAAGAUAUGUCUCGCCUCUGGGACUCCAUCUCCAAACCUCCGGGAUUAGAGCGCUCGACUGUGCAUGAUUACUUUGACUUCCAGUUCUACGGACUACCUCACAAGAGCUACCAGCCUGAAAAGUUUGUCGAGGAAACCAAAAAGCUCAGUCUCCGUUUCCGCGAAGGGCAAAAGAAUGCGACACUCAAUGCGCAAAACGGUGAGUUUUCAGAAGGCGGUGUUUUCCUUCCGGAGUAUCAUCGCCGUAUUCCCGCCGACGGAUUCUCAGUGUAUGCGGAAGGCAUCUGGGAUCAAAUUGUCAACAAUAAAGAUCUGGACUUGCCGACUCAGCAAGAAUUACUUGCUCAGUUCAGGUGUGAUGAGAUUCUGAGAGAGGUGAUGGUCGCCUUUGACGAGGCCAUUUUUCCCUUUGAGGACAAACAGUCUCAGGCAUCUCGUCUUGGAGAGCCCGAGGUGCUUGGAGGGUUGGGCGCAGCCAUGCGAUCGGCACGUGCUAAGGCGACGAAGAACUUUGAGACUGAAGCGAGCCGGUACCACAAAGGUGUCUAUCAGCGGAAGCGGGCGGAGCUUGAGGGAAAGGUUGAUACCCGUUUGAAGGCCCUUUUCCAGGGUCAACUUAACGCCGCGCACAAGUCCGGCAUCAAUGAUUUCAGUGACGCAGUCACUGCUGAAGUGAAAGCGGGACAGAAAAAGGGCACAGGCUAUGACUUUGCCGAGAUAGUCAACGAUGAGGUGAAGAAAGCUCUUCAGAAAUAUGAAGAAGUCGCCCGUGCCACUGUGGUAGAGGGCGCACCCUGGAGUAAUUAUCAGCAAGAAUUGGCAUUGUACGAAAAAGAGCUUUCAGAGGUCAGCGCCCGCCUGAGAAGGGAUGAGAUGAGACGGUUAGCGACCCGUGUUGAGCGAUGGGUUCAAUCUCGCUUAGGUGAAUCUGUUGGCUUGGAGUUUAACGCUCUGGGUUCUGGACGUGCCGGUGGCGCUGCGCCCGAAUCGGGCGAGAAGCCGUCUGAAAAGAAGUUCUGGGAUCGUGUGUGGAACCUCUUUGUUGAGACAGUCCUUGACGCCGAGAGAAGAUUUACAGACCGCGCAAGCAGCUUUGAUGCCAGCUUGGAGGAAGUGGAUGUUGGGCUAUGGAGGCUGCGAAGGAAGUCUUGGGGUGUCCUGCGCGCCAAGAUUGAAGAGGAAAUGACUGAGGGAAACUUGUUACUCAAACUGCGGGAGAACUUUGAAGACAAAUUCCGCUACGAUGAAGCCGGCGUUCCGAGGAUUUGGCGGCCGACUGAUGACAUUGAGGGCAUCUAUACUCGAGCUCGCGAGUCGACUCUAACUCUGAUACCCCUUCUUUCCCGAUUCCGACUAGCGGAAACCUCAGCUCCGCCCCCACUAGACCGCUGGGUCGGACAUACUCCUAGCUCAGCGACAACUGCAGAUGAAGAAGAUCUGCCGCCUAUUGGUGGUGUGGACGAAGAAGAAGGCAAGAGCCUGGAGGAAGAAAUGACUAUUCUUGGCGAUGCGAAACGCCAGGAACUCACAAUCAGAUUCAAGAAGGCCGCGGAUGGAGUAUACGUAGAGGCCAAACGGAGUGCCAUCGGAGGCAUGACGCAGGUACCGUUAUAUUUCUACGGUAUUCUUCUUGCUCUCGGCUGGAACGAGAUUGUUGCUGUUCUGCGUAACCCGGCCUACUUCUUCCUGCUCUUCGUAUGCGCUGUCGGCGCAUACGUCACUUACCAGCUCAACCUAUGGGGACCGAUCCUGAAGAUGACGGAAGCGGCAUCCAACCAGGCGAUGAUCGAGGGUAAGCGCCGGCUGCGAGAGUUUCUCGAGACUUCAGAUACUGGGCGCCAGGCGAUUGCGAUGUCAAGCUCUGGCUCUUCGCGUUCUGGCAACGAACACGAGAUGUCCCGGCUCAACAAGCAGGGGAAAUCCUCGACGGACGAGGACGUGGAUGACCUAUGAGCUAUUGAUGUGUAACUCUACGUAAUUAGCAUGUCUAUGUUCGAAUAA
Messenger RNA from Aspergillus nidulans FGSC A4, 2942 nucleotides. RefSeq names its product dynamin-like GTPase SEY1 (gene sey1). Gene Ontology annotation, cellular component: cortical endoplasmic reticulum; endoplasmic reticulum membrane; endoplasmic reticulum. NCBI's taxonomy places the organism in Eukaryota, Fungi, Ascomycota, Eurotiomycetes, Eurotiales, Aspergillaceae. Gene Ontology annotation, molecular function: GTP binding; GTPase activity. The coding region runs from base 318 to 2894 and encodes 858 amino acids. The transcript is spliced from 4 exons. The record is from RefSeq and is a predicted model, not a curated record. Gene Ontology annotation, biological process: membrane organization; endoplasmic reticulum organization; endoplasmic reticulum inheritance.